AUGUAUGAGAGCAUCAUCAUCAUCAAGAAGCAAUUGGAGAGUCAAACCCCACUUACAACAUUAUACAGUGAAAGUGUGAAAACAUUUACCGGAGGAUUUGUAGUUGUAGGAUACAUGUAUCCAGCACCACCUGAUGCAAACAAGCCAUUUGACUUUCCCAUUUCCUCUCUUCACCGUAAGCUUCCUCAAGAAGCUAAGAGGAUUUUUCCCUUCUUCAUUCUCUUACCCGUCGGUCCCAAGGCACACGGAGGAGAGAAAACUUCUCUAGUCUCCUUCAUUCACACGAAGAACCCUUCGGUUUCCCCUUUCCCAACUGCGCGACCUCUUCUUCUCCUCAAGCUGAUUCUCCCAUUUCGUAAACCCAGGUUUCCACCGAAAGCCUUCAAGGAAACUUCAUCGUCUUUGAGAUUUUUGGGAUUUCUCUUCCCUUUCGCAUCUGCUGUGUUUCCGUGGCUUGAAAAGGGGAUGAAAUCAGGUAUGAAUGAUGAAAAGGCUGGGGAGCAAGGCAUUACUGCAGAGGGAGAGGCAGACGUUUAGGACCUUCCCUAACAAGGAUAGUUAUGUUACGAAUGAUGGGUUAUGUUAUGUAUAGAUAUUUUAAGUUGGGAUGGACUCUGAGAGUCUCUUAUAGAUGAAUGUUCGAAUAGAACGUCCAUUAAGUGUUCCCUUUUAUUAAACGAAAAAUUUGGAGUGCAUGUGUGUCAUUUCCAUGCCGAUCACAUGUUAUAAGAAAGAAAAGAAUAGCCAUGUAAGUCAGGAUUCCGUCCUUCCUGGGACGGGGUCGUGACAUGUUUACUACUUUUGAUUAUAUUUUACUUUAUUUACUUAAAAAAAAA
Juglans regia (Persian walnut) is the source of this 836-nucleotide messenger RNA. RefSeq lists its product as uncharacterized. The record is from RefSeq and is a predicted model, not a curated record. The transcript has 4 exons. Lineage: Eukaryota; Viridiplantae; Streptophyta; Magnoliopsida; Fagales; Juglandaceae. The coding region runs from base 1 to 537 and encodes 178 amino acids.